AUGCCACCCCUGUCAGGAUUCUCCAACAACACCUUCGGGACCAGGGCCGACUUGGUCCAAGCCACGCUCGCCCUGCUCCGACCCCUUUUACCCCACUUCUCCCCGUCAAAGGGCCGGAUCCGAAUCCCGGUGUCUUCGGCUACCCAUUUCGACGAAACAGCUGCCCAACUCGAAGGAUUUGCCCGGCCCUUAUGGGCUGUCGGCGCAUUGCUGCUUGGGGCUGAUGCCACUUCAGAUUCAGCACUGUCAGCCGCAAUCACCGAAGUAGUCCAGCCAUGGAUCGACGGCUUCGUCGCAGGAACCGAUCCUGAACACCCAGAAUACUGGGGAGCAAUCAAAGGUCCGGAUCAACGCAUGGUCGAGGCCGAGAUUGUAGCCUUUGCUCUCCUUUCUGCGCCCGACCGUAUCUAUAAGCCUUUGAGCGAGAAGUCAAAGGAGAAUGUUACCAAUUGGUUGCGGUCUCUCAACGGAAUGGAAAUGCCGAAAAACAACUGGCGUUGGUUCAGAGUGUUUGGGAAUCUUGCUCUGUUCAAGGUCUGCGGCGUACCAUAUGAGAGUAUUCGCGAAGAGAUCAACUCAGACCUGGCGCUCCUGGACACUUUCUACCGCUUUGAUGGUUGGUCGGCAGACGGUCCCUGGCAAACUCCAGAGCAGGCCCAGGAUGAGUUUGAGCAAUUCGACAAGACUGGGAGACGUGACGCAAUAGGUAUCGGAAGACAGGCCGACUACUAUUCUGGUAGCUUCGCCAUUCAGUUCAGCCAGCUGCUCUACUCCCGGUUCGCCGCCGAUAUCGAUCCUGAACGAGCCGAGAUUUAUCGCCAAAGAGCGCGAGGCUUUGGUGUCACCUUUUGGAGGUACUUUGACUCUGAAGGCUCUGCUAUACCUUUUGGACGGUCAUUGACCUACCGCUUUGCCUGCGGGGGAUAUUUUGCUGCUCUAGCUCUGGCAAAAGUCCCUGAUAUGCCGAAGCCUCUCCAUACCCCCGGGGCGAUCAAAGGCUUCCUAUUGAGGCAUCUCAGAUGGUGGGCGAACAACUCUGAUGGUGUCUUUUAUCCCGAUGGUACUAUGAACAUUGGGUGGUUAUAUCCAAACAUGUACAUGUGUGAAGACUACAAUUCACCACAAUCGCCCUAUUGGUGCUUAAAGACCCUCAUUGCGGUUGGCCUUGCGGAAAACGACGACUUCUGGACUGCAGAGGAGGAGUCAUACCCCCAACUCUCUUCAACAGACUCGGUAGCCCUCGUGCCAGCGCCUCAGCAGAUUGUAUGCAACCAUCCCCAAAGCAACCACCAUUUCCUCCUUUCGCCGGGCCAAUUUGUAGCAUGGCCCAUGAAAGCCAACCAAGCCAAGUACUGCAAAUUCGCGUACUCCUCCGCCUUCACGUUUUCCGUACCAACGGGGCCGCUGAUUCAGCAAAUCGCCCCCGACAACGCCCUCGCUUUAAGUCGGGACGGUGGAGAGACGUGGGCGGUCAAGUGGAAAUCUGAACCGGUGCGCUUUUCGACUGCGUUUAUCGAGACAUCCUCGGGUACACAGGAAGUGCAAGCCGCAAGCGCCAAGUGGUAUCCAUGGGGCGAUAGAGCCGUCAGCGUAGACACUACGCUGAUUCCGCCGAGUGAUCGAUGGCCGGACUGGCAUGUUAGACUCCACAGAAUCAAAGUCCACGAGAAGCUCAAGACGCUACACACCAUCGAGGGCGGCUUCGCUAUUUCCGGUCGCAGACAGGCAGAUGGUUUGCCUCUCCCCAUCAUUUCAGACAUUCCACAAGACGCCAGCUUGGGUUCUGCCGAAGGGGUUUUGCAGAAAGAGCUCUCUACCUUGAUCUUGUCUUCCGCGGGCGCCAGCGGCGUGGUUUCAAAGUCGUUGAGCAGUCCUCAAACAACAUCAGAAAGCUUCCCGCUGAAGCCUGAUUCGAACACGAAUUUGGCUUGCCCUAGGACCUUGAUUCCGGUUGUUUCACAUGCUACUGUCGGUGGACUGGAUGCCGGCUUUGAAAUCGUCUUCCUCGAGUCCAUCUUUGCAUUGUCUACGUCGGCAAAUAGUGGUUGGCGCGGUACUGGCAAAACUGUGGCAGAACGAUGGUUGGAUGCCCCACGGGUGCAGCUUGUGUCUGAUUACCCAAAUACAACAGACGGUGAUAUUAUGCUAGUUGUUGCAUCCACUCAAGAUUGA
Colletotrichum orchidophilum is the source of this 2172-nucleotide messenger RNA. RefSeq lists its product as uncharacterized. The record is from RefSeq and is a predicted model, not a curated record. The transcript is spliced from 3 exons. Bases 1 to 2172 code for a protein of 723 amino acids. NCBI's taxonomy places the organism in Eukaryota, Fungi, Ascomycota, Sordariomycetes, Glomerellales, Glomerellaceae.